AAUAUAUAUAUAUAUAUAUAUAUAUAUAUAUACCAGGCAAUAAGGAAGAAACAGAAACUGAGAUUUGGAAGAAUUCGAUGAUGGGCACUUUGGGCCGCGUUUUAGCGGUUUCUUACCCUAUAAAGCCUCUAUGCCUGUACAGUCCUUGCUCAUAUCAAUCUGAUUGUAGAUUUUUAUGCGUUAAUCACAAAUUGAGCUCGAAAUGGCGAUCUAUGGUGUCUGAGUUCGAAUCUUCUCCAUUAACGCCUUCUGUUGACUCGGAUUCAAACGCAGCCGGUUUUUGUAUUAUAGAAGGGCCUGAAACAGUUCAGGAUUUCGCCAAAAUGGAACUCCAAGAAAUUCAAGAUAAUAUUCGAAGUCGGCGAAACAAAAUUUUCUUGCAUAUGGAGGAGGUUCGUAGACUGAGGAUACAACAGAGAAUCAAAAGUGCUGAACUUGGGAUUUUUAAUGAAACCCAAGAAAAUGAACUUCCCAACUUUCCAUCGUUCAUCCCCUUCUUGCCUCCUUUGAGUGCAGCAAAUCUUAAGCUUUAUUAUGCUACUUGUUUUUCUCUUAUUGCUGGGAUUAUUAUUUUUGGCGGCCUUUUAGCACCAACUUUGGAGCUUAAGCUGGGACUAGGAGGAACAUCAUAUGAAGAUUUCAUCCGUAGUAUGCAUCUGCCCAUGCAAUUGAGUCAGGUUGAUCCUAUAGUGGCAUCAUUCUCCGGAGGAGCAGUUGGGGUUAUCUCAGCCUUGAUGGUAGUUGAGAUAAACAAUGUAAAACAGCAGGAACAUAAAAGAUGCAAAUAUUGUCUUGGAACUGGAUAUCUUGCUUGUGCUCGUUGUUCAAGCACUGGAGCCCUUGUUCUUAUUGAACCAGUAUCAACAGUCAGAAGCAGUGAUCAGCCAUUAUCAGCACCCAAAACAGAAAGAUGUUCAAAUUGUUCAGGAUCUGGAAAGGUAAUGUGUCCCACAUGCCUUUGUACUGGAAUGGCUAUGGCAAGUGAACAUGACCCACGGAUUGAUCCCUUUGAUUAGACGACAUGUAUCAUAAUUCCCACUGGAGUGGCAUGGCAAGUUAACGCAACCCACGGAUUUACCUUUUCCUGGACGAGUGGAAUUCUCUCCGCCAUAGAUUUUGGAUGGGGCAAGGGAAAACGGAUCUUUAGAGACAAAUGGCUGAAGAGCGUAAGACUAUAUUUUUCCUUAUUCAUCUUUUUCACUUCCAAUAAUUAUAAUGUGAGGUGGAAUGCGCGGGGAUUGUAAUACUAAUAGCGGAACAUGUCAAUACUUUACCUUAAUUUGAUAAACAAUCACGUUUAAUCAUUGUCCUUC
This is a messenger RNA of Jatropha curcas, 1313 nucleotides long. Its product is annotated as orange protein. The record is from RefSeq and is a predicted model, not a curated record. NCBI's taxonomy places the organism in Eukaryota, Viridiplantae, Streptophyta, Magnoliopsida, Malpighiales, Euphorbiaceae.